UCUCAAGCAGCAGAAUCCUGCGUUUCUUCUCCCUGCCUUCCUGCCCAUCUUCUUCCAAGAGAAAUCUGGAAAAUCCCCGCCGUUAGUUACCGGCUUUCUUUCUCCCUAACUUUCAAAGCAGAAAAGCACAAUUCAGCACCAAAAUCCCAUUUCUCCUUCCUUCUUCUGUGUGUCUCCUUCCUUUUCUCUGAUUUUUUUUUUCCUUUUUUGGUGUUUCUGCUACUAAUUUGGUGGUGAUGAAUGAUGAUUGUUGGUUGGUAAUGUGAGUUGGUGAGAGAGUUAACCGAAAAUCCCUUCUCGUUACCCGUCUUCGUCCAUAUCUGGGCCACGUGACGACCGUCGACGAUGGUCAACCACCGACGACCGCCCAGACCACUGCAAUAAUCAUCGUCUUCUCCCUGAAAAUCCCUAUUUGCUGUUACUUACUGUGAGACUGCAACGAGCUUGAGGAUCUUGAGGAUCUGUUACUUACCGUGAGACCGCGGACCCAUUGCUACCGGAUCUACAAAGCCUGCAUGUGAGCAUUAAUUUGCAAAUGGAUUGCCAUAUGUGAGUGUAGGAGCCAAAGGCUGCUUGAGCAAAAUCAAGCUCAGAUUCCAAAAAAGUAUAUGAAUUGAGUUUAUCAGACAGUGGCAGUCAAGGUUCUACAGGGUCAUUAUCUAGUUUAAAUGGUUCAAAAUGUUCUGUAGUGUGGUCUUGUGGACAACUUUCAAACCUUUGGACUCAACCAAGAUGCCUGAAUCUGUGAGCAGCAAGCAAAAUGUGAGCACACACUCAAUUUCUGAAUGAUGGACUUAGUGAAGCAAUGGAUUGUCAGAGGAGCAAAAGGAGAGGGUUAGGUUGUCACAAGUUGGUAAAAAAAAGGACUUUGUUCAUAUGGAGGGGAUAUAGGGGCAAAACAUUAAUGUGGUUCAAGGACUCGAGCUUCAUAUUGGGGUUUCAAUGCUGAGGAGCAAAAGAAGAUUACGGAAUGUAUCUAUGAUCUACAGCAAAUGGGCUAGAAAGGACAGCUUAGAGAGUGUACAUAUUUGGAACCUAGAAAAUGGAUGCGUGGGAAAGGGCGUGUGACAAUACAACUUAGUUGCUGAUACAAUUCUGUAGUGCUACAAUUGUUAUCUAUUUUAAAUAUUAAUCUUUAUUUACUACUUAAUUUGAAUAAUUUGGUUCUAUCUUCAAAUAUAUUAUAUGUUGGAUUUUAAUGUCAAUUUCAAUUCAUUUUUAAUUUUUAGUAAGUAUUUGAUAUUUGUUUAAUUUUGCAAAAUAAAAAAAUAUAUAUUUGGAAAUGCAGGAACAUUUUUUUGUUGCGUUUUAAAACGCUGGCUUUUAGCCAAAAAAAUGUUGUAUUUUCCUUGUUUUCUUGUAGUGACAUUUAAGAAAAUGGGUACCUCGUUUGAUGGAUUGUAUAAUGGCUAUUUCACAACAUAAAGGGAACAUGAAGAUUUAACGCAAACAAAAGAAUGGGCUUGGCUGAGCGCAUGAGCUUGAAAGAAAUCAAUCUGUAGCCUGAUGCUAAAUCCAUGGUGGGGCUUGUUGAAGCCUGUAGACAUGUUGUCCUGAAGCAAAUUCCCUGCAUUGUCCUUAUUAGCUUUUGCAUGGACAAGAAUUUUGCUUCUUGGAUCCUGGUCCUACCUGUUUAUAUUUGCGAAGAUCAAACACUGGAGGAUGCUUCCGUGCAUUCAGUUCUUUUAGUUACAGAACCCACACCUGCUCUGUCUUACUUGCAACAAAGGAUUGACAUCGGUGCAACCAAUUUUUACACCGAAGUAGCAGCUUCAUUUCAGGAAUAUUCUUGUACGAGGGAAGGAAUCUUUAGAAGACAUGGCAUGCUGCGUAUGAACCGUGUUGCCAAAUUAAUAAAGGCAGUAGAAAACCAAAAACAUCCAGUUGCCCCUAAACUAAUAUAAGGGAAAUGGGAAUACAUUAAAUAAACAGGAGAAGGGCAUAGUUGGCUCUGUCACUGGAAUGACCAACAAGGUUCCAAGCUGUCAUUCCUCUGGUCAGUAUAUACAGACAACUUAAUAGUGAUAAUUCUGAACUUUAAAUCAAAUUCUUAUUUAUUA
Molecule: messenger RNA, 2060 nt
Organism: Rubroshorea leprosula
Lineage: Eukaryota; Viridiplantae; Streptophyta; Magnoliopsida; Malvales; Dipterocarpaceae
Source: the annotation of a GenBank genome assembly